AUGGCGACGUGUACACUGUUCGAAUGGGGAUGGAAGACGUGGUGGUUCUGAACGGCUACCGGGCCAUCAAAGAGGCGCUUGUGGACUACAAGGACGCUUUCUCCAGUAGGCCGAGCGUCUAUUUGCUGAAUCUAGUAUCUGGCUUUGGGAAAGAUAUUGCCCUCUCAAAAUUCAACCAAGCCUACUUGGAAAAACGUAGGUUUGCCGUCAGUGCCCUAAAAACUCUGGGAAUGAGAAUGGGACCUGGCAGCGUGGAAGAACACAUCAGAGAAGAGGCUCGUCAGCUCUGCAUAAAGCUGUCCGAGCAAGGAGAUGGACAUCCACGUGACAUCGCCGACAACCUGACUGUGUCAGUCGCCAACAUCAUCUGCUCCAUGGUGUUCGGGAAACGCUACGGCUACGAUGAUGAAAAGUUCGUCGAACUGACCAAGAUUAUACACAAGCUACUGUCCCAAUUUGAACAUGGAUCCAGUCAGCUGAUGACAGUGUUUCCCUUUCUGCGAUUCGUACCGGGAGUUAACUCAGCAAACAGGAUUCUUGUCGAAUGCAUUAACAAGGUCCACGAAUUUCUUCGACAAGAAAUUAUAAAGCAUCGCGAGACCCUGGACAACGAGAAUCCACGAGACUUCAUCGACCUCAUCCUCACCGAACUACAGACCCAAGAGCAGACCGACUGCUUUACAGAGGAGAAUAUUGUGUGGAUCAUUCAAAAUAUGUUUUUCGCUGGAAUGGAGACCACAGCCAACACCUUGCGAUGGGGUCUUCUCUACAUGGUUUUGUGUCCAGAGGAACAGCAGAAGGUCCAUGCUGAGCUGGACAGUGUCCUGGGAACAGACCAUGACGUGCCCACCCUGGCCCACAGGUCCCAGCUCCCGUAUACCGAGGCUACUAUCAUGGAGAUCCAGCGCAUCAGGCUUGUAGCCCCACUUAAUGCUCCUCACGCUGCUACAGAGGACACGACUUUCCGAGGCUAUGACAUCCCGGCGGGAAUGCAGGUCCUUACCAACCUGUGGUCAGCCCACAUGGACCCGGAAUACUGGCCGGACCCAGAGACUUUUGACCCCCGUAGGUUCCUGGACUCUGACGGCAAAGUGGUCAGCAGGCCGGACUCGUACCUACCCUUUUCUGCUGGACGCCGUGUCUGCCUCGGUGAGCAGCUGGCUAAGAUGGAGCUCUUUCUGCUCUUUUCUUCCCUCCUGAAACACUUCACCUUGAAGUUGCCAGAGGGCGUCGCUGCACCGUCGGCCGAUGACUGCAUGGGUCUUUCACCACCAACAGUGAAUAUGUGCGUCACUCGGCGCUAGGGUGCUCGAUUCAAAACAUAUUGUGAAGAUCAUCGACAAUACACAAGUUAACUUGUAUAAAACGGUGUAAAAUCUUUCUCUAUAUAAUUGUUGACGCUUAGACAUAUGUGCAAUUUAGAACGGAAUCAGAACAUAUCUUCUGUUGAUCGUACCGCGCCUUGUUCCCUCAUAUAAGACAUUGCAGAUAUUACUUGUUAGAUCGACUAAACGUUCUCCAUUUAUGCUGGUCUUCUACAUUCACACAUACAUACAUACAAAUGCUACCCCAGACAUAACCUUGGCGAUUGUGUUGAACACUUUAAGAAUCAUUGCAUACCAUGUAGAAUUCUACUGUUUUGUACAAGUAAAUAAAAUGAUUCCACGGCAUG
This is a messenger RNA of Branchiostoma floridae (Florida lancelet), 1672 nucleotides long. RefSeq names its product cytochrome P450 2U1-like. Gene Ontology annotation, molecular function: iron ion binding; heme binding; oxidoreductase activity, acting on paired donors, with incorporation or reduction of molecular oxygen, reduced flavin or flavoprotein as one donor, and incorporation of one atom of oxygen. The coding region runs from base 24 to 1304 and encodes 426 amino acids. The record is from RefSeq and is a predicted model, not a curated record. Gene Ontology annotation, cellular component: intracellular membrane-bounded organelle; cytoplasm. The transcript is spliced from 7 exons. NCBI's taxonomy places the organism in Eukaryota, Metazoa, Chordata, Leptocardii, Amphioxiformes, Branchiostomatidae. Gene Ontology annotation, biological process: xenobiotic metabolic process.